Galeopterus variegatus (Sunda flying lemur) is the source of this 306-nucleotide messenger RNA. RefSeq names its product keratin-associated protein 10-3-like. The record is from RefSeq and is a predicted model, not a curated record. Lineage: Eukaryota; Metazoa; Chordata; Mammalia; Dermoptera; Cynocephalidae. The transcript is spliced from 3 exons. The coding region runs from base 1 to 306 and encodes 101 amino acids. Gene Ontology annotation, cellular component: keratin filament.
AUGGCUAUGUCCACCGAGUCUGCUCUAGCACUUGCUCCGACAACUCCGGGCAGCAGUCUAGCUGUGGUGUGCUGUGCCUCCUCCCCCUGCCAGCAGGACUGCUGUGUGCCCGUGUGCUCUAAAACCAUCUUCUGCAAGCCUGUCUGCUGCAUGCCCGUCUGUUAUAAGCCUGCGUGCUGCAAGCCCAUCUGCUGUGUGCCCGUCUGCUCUGGAGCUUCCUCUUUGUGCUGCCAGCAGUCUAGCUAUCUGUGGCUAGAGACCGAGGAGGAGGCAGAGGCACCAGAAUGUGAGACAGACAUUGUGUGA